Messenger RNA from Pongo pygmaeus (Bornean orangutan), 5729 nucleotides. It is a transcript of the gene DCAF1, whose product is annotated as DDB1 and CUL4 associated factor 1. Gene Ontology annotation, molecular function: nuclear estrogen receptor binding; histone H2AT120 kinase activity. NCBI's taxonomy places the organism in Eukaryota, Metazoa, Chordata, Mammalia, Primates, Hominidae. The transcript is spliced from 26 exons. The record is from RefSeq and is a predicted model, not a curated record. The coding region runs from base 286 to 4809 and encodes 1507 amino acids. Gene Ontology annotation, cellular component: nucleus; Cul4-RING E3 ubiquitin ligase complex. Gene Ontology annotation, biological process: protein ubiquitination.
GUGUGUGAGUGGAGAGUGAGUGCGGGACCUGAAGCUGUGUGUGUGUGAACUGUGGCCACUGGCGGGGUCGGGGGGGAGGGGGGCAGCGGCGGAGCCGCCUCGGACGAUAAGGAAAUUGAGAUUUGGAGAAGUUAAAUAACCAAGACUUCACAGACAAAGUCUCACCCUUUUGCCCAGGCCAGUGUGCAGUGGGGUAAUCUCGGCUGACUGCAACCUCUGUCCCCUCCAAGUUCGAGUGAUUCUCCUGCCUCAGCCUCCCGAGUAGCUGGGAUUACAGGCAAAGCCAUGACUACAGUAGUGGUACAUGUGGACUCCAAAGCUGAGCUCACUACCCUGCUGGAGCAGUGGGAAAAGGAACAUGGCAGUGGGCAGGACAUGGUACCUAUCCUUACCAGGAUGUCUCAACUGAUUGAAAAAGAAACUGAAGAGUAUCGUAAAGGGGAUCCAGACCCAUUUGAUGAUCGACAUCCUGGUCGAGCUGAUCCAGAGUGUAUGCUGGGCCACUUGCUGAGAAUACUCUUCAAGAAUGAUGAUUUCAUGAAUGCACUGGUGAAUGCAUACGUGAUGACAAGCCGAGAGCCCCCUUUAAACACUGCAGCUUGCAGACUCCUACUAGACAUCAUGCCAGGGCUGGAAACUGCUGUUGUCUUUCAAGAAAAGGAGGGAAUUGUCGAGAAUCUUUUCAAAUGGGCCCGAGAGGCUGAUCAACCAUUGAGAACAUAUUCUACUGGACUGUUAGGAGGUGCUAUGGAAAAUCAAGACAUUGCUGCCAACUAUAGAGAUGAAAAUUCACAGCUGGUGGCAAUAGUGCUUCGAAGACUGAGGGAGCUACAGCUACAGGAAGUGGCUUUGCGGCAGGAAAACAAGCGUCCCAGUCCACGGAAGCUCUCUUCUGAACCCCUUUUGCCUCUGGAUGAGGAGGCUGUGGAUAUGGACUAUGGUGACAUGGCUGUAGAUGUAGUGGAUGGAGACCAAGAGGAAGCUUCUGGAGACAUGGAGAUCUCCUUUCAUCUUGAUUCAGGCCACAAGACCAGUAGCAGAGUGAACUCAACAACCAAACCUGAGGAUGGAGGAUUAAAGAAAAACAAGUCAGCAAAACAGGGUGACAGAGAGAACUUUAGGAAAGCCAAGCAAAAGUUGGGUUUCUCAUCUUCUGAUCCGGAUCGCAUGUUUGUUGAGCUGUCUAAUAGCAGCUGGUCAGAAAUGUCUCCCUGGGUGAUUGGCACCAAUUAUACCCUUUAUCCUAUGACUCCUGCUAUCGAGCAGCGACUCAUUCUCCAAUAUUUGACCCCCCUAGGAGAAUAUCAGGAGCUACUUCCCAUAUUCAUGCAACUUGGAUCACGGGAGCUGAUGAUGUUUUAUAUUGACCUGAAGCAAACUAAUGAUGUCCUGCUUACAUUUGAGGCACUAAAGCACCUAGCAUCUCUCCUGCUCCAUAACAAAUUUGCCACAGAAUUUGUUGCGCAUGGUGGAGUACAGAAAUUACUGGAAAUACCUCGUCCUUCUAUGGCUGCAACCGGUGUGUCUAUGUGUUUGUAUUACCUAUCCUACAAUCAGGAUGCCAUGGAAAGAGUUUGCAUGCAUCCCCACAAUGUUCUGUCUGAUGUGGUGAACUAUACCCUGUGGUUAAUGGAGUGUUCUCAUGCUUCAGGAUGCUGCCAUGCUACCAUGUUUUUUUCAAUUUGCUUCUCAUUUCGGGCUGUCUUGGAGCUCUUUGACCGCUAUGAUGGUCUUCGUCGUCUGGUGAACUUGAUCAGUACUUUGGAGAUUCUAAAUUUGGAAGAUCAGGGUGCACUUCUGAGUGAUGAUGAAAUAUUUGCUAGCCGCCAAACUGGGAAACAUACCUGCAUGGCUUUGCGCAAAUACUUUGAGGCUCACCUGGCCAUUAAAUUGGAACAAGUGAAGCAGUCACUUCAGAGGACUGAGGGUGGCAUUCUUGUCCACCCGCAACCCCCGUACAAGGCAUGCUCAUAUACUCAUGAACAGAUUGUGGAAAUGAUGGAAUUUUUGAUAGAAUAUGGCCCAGCGCAGCUAUAUUGGGAACCAGCUGAAGUCUUCCUCAAACUUUCUUGUGUGCAACUCUUAUUGCAGCUUAUUUCUAUUGCCUGCAAUUGGAAGACCUAUUAUGCAAGGAAUGACACUGUGCGCUUUGCUUUGGAUGUCCUGGCUAUUCUUACUGUGGUGCCAAAAAUCCAGCUCCAGUUGGCAGAAUCAGUGGACGUGUUGGAUGAGGCUGGAUCUACAGUUUCUACUGUAGGUAUCAGCAUUAUUUUGGGAGUGGCUGAGGGUGAGUUCUUCAUCCAUGAUGCUGAAAUUCAGAAGUCAGCACUUCAGAUUAUCAUCAAUUGUGUGUGUGGCCCAGAUAACCGAAUAUCCAGUAUUGGUAAAUUUAUCUCUGGUACUCCUCGGAGAAAGCUGCCUCAGAACCCUAAAAGCAGUGAGCACACCCUGGCCAAGAUGUGGAAUGUGGUUCAGUCCAACAACGGCAUCAAGGUGCUCCUGUCCUUACUGUCCAUUAAGAUGCCCAUCACAGAUGCAGACCAAAUCCGGGCCCUGGCCUGCAAGGCCCUGGUGGGCCUCUCUCGCAGUAGCACUGUCCGGCAGAUCAUCAGUAAACUGCCCCUUUUCAGCAGCUGCCAGAUCCAGCAGCUGAUGAAGGAGCCUGUGCUGCAGGACAAGCGCAGUGACCACGUCAAGUUCUGCAAGUAUGCUGCUGAACUCAUUGAACGGGUGUCAGGAAAACCACUUCUCAUUGGCACUGAUGUUUCCCUAGCACGACUGCAGAAAGCAGAUGUUGUUGCCCAGUCAAGGAUCUCCUUCCCUGAGAAAGAGCUGCUUUUGUUGAUACGAAACCAUCUUAUCUCUAAAGGGCUUGGAGAAACAGCAACCGUGCUGACAAAAGAGGCUGACCUGCCCAUGACUGCUGCCUCCCAUUCUUCUGCCUUUACCCCAGUCACUGCUGCUGCUUCUCCUGUCUCUCUACCCCGAACCCCUCGUAUCGCUAAUGGCAUUGCAACUCGACUGGGCAGCCAUGCUGCCGUGGGUGCCUCUGCCCCUUCUGCCCCUACUGCUCAUCCUCAGCCACGGCCCCCCCAGGGUCCGCUAGCUCUGCCUGGCCCAUCUUAUGCAGGCAACUCCCCUUUGAUUGGUAGAAUCAGUUUUAUCAGAGAGAGGCCAUCACCCUGCAAUGGCAGGAAAAUCAGAGUGUUGCGGCAGAAGUCGGACCAUGGUGCCUACAGCCAAAGCCCAGCCAUAAAAAAGCAGCUGGACAGACAUCUUCCUUCCCCACCUACGCUGGACAGUAUAAUCACAGAGUAUCUUAGAGAACAACAUGCUCGCUGCAAGAAUCCAGUUGCCACCUGCCCACCUUUCUCCCUCUUUACUCCUCACCAAUGUCCUGAGCCAAAACAGAGGCGGCAAGCGCCAAUAAACUUUACCUCAAGGCUAAACCGCAGGGCAUCAUUUCCAAAGUAUGGAGGGGUGGAUGGCGGAUGCUUUGAUAGGCACCUUAUCUUUAGCAGAUUCCGUCCUAUUUCAGUGUUCCGGGAAGCCAAUGAAGAUGAGAGUGGCUUCACCUGCUGUGCAUUCUCAGCACGGGAGCGGUUCCUGAUGCUUGGCACCUGCACAGGGCAGCUGAAGCUCUAUAAUGUGUUUAGUGGACAGGAGGAGGCCAGCUAUAACUGUCACAACUCAGCCAUCACACAUCUUGAACCUUCCAGGGAUGGGUCCUUGCUGCUGACAUCUGCUACUUGGAGCCAGCCUUUGUCUGCACUUUGGGGAAUGAAGUCAGUAUUUGAUAUGAAGCAUUCCUUCACAGAAGAUCACUAUGUUGAGUUCAGUAAGCACUCCCAGGAUCGGGUCAUCGGCACAAAAGGAGACAUUGCCCACAUUUAUGAUAUUCAGACUGGCAACAAGCUGUUGACUCUGUUUAACCCAGAUCUUGCCAACAACUACAAGAGGAACUGUGCCACCUUUAAUCCUACAGAUGAUCUUGUCUUAAAUGAUGGUGUCCUCUGGGAUGUCCGCUCUGCACAGGCCAUCCACAAGUUUGACAAGUUCAAUAUGAACAUCAGUGGUGUUUUCCAUCCGAAUGGACUGGAGGUGAUCAUUAAUACUGAGAUUUGGGACCUUCGAACUUUUCAUCUUUUGCAUACUGUUCCUGCUCUGGAUCAGUGUCGCGUGGUGUUCAAUCACACGGGAACAGUGAUGUAUGGAGCUAUGUUGCAGGCAGAUGAUGAAGAUGACUUAAUGGAAGAGAGGAUGAAAAGCCCCUUUGGGUCAUCCUUCCGAACAUUUAAUGCAACUGACUACAAACCUAUAGCAACCAUUGAUGUGAAACGGAACAUCUUUGACCUGUGUACAGACACCAAAGACUGCUAUCUUGCUGUCAUUGAGAAUCAAGGCAGCAUGGAUGCCCUGAACAUGGACACAGUAUGCAGGCUGUAUGAAGUGGGCAGGCAGCGUCUGGCAGAGGAUGAGGAUGAAGAGGAGGACCAGGAAGAGGAAGAACAGGAGGAAGAAGAUGAUGAUGAAGAUGAUGAUGACACUGAUGAUUUAGAUGAGCUUGACACUGACCAGUUGCUGGAGGCGGAGUUGGAGGAGGACGACAAUAAUGAGAACGCAGGGGAAGAUGGGGACAAUGACUUCUCUCCCUCUGAUGAGGAGCUAGCAAACCUUCUAGAGGAGGGAGAGGACGGGGAGGAUGAAGACUCUGAUGCAGAUGAGGAGGUGGAACUGAUCCUGGGGGACACUGACAGCUCUGACAACUCUGAUUUGGAAGAUGACAUCGUCUUAUCUCUGAAUGAGUGAGGAGCCAUCACUGCUUGGAAGAGAUUCUUGGCAGGCGAGAAACUGAGUCAAAUGAAUUCAGAACAUAUUCCCUUCUCUUUCUCCCAGGGCUGUCUUUUAAGGAGCUGCAUGCCCUGCAUUCAGAAAAUUAUGGCUUAGAGAGCCUCACUGGCACCCGAGAGUCCUUCCAGAAACAAUAACCACCACAAAAAUGACAACAGGGACUAGGCCCUACUCUGCACCCCCCACCCCCACCCCCCACCAUUUCCUAGGAUGGACAUAUCUUUCAAGGGAAAAAAAAAACAUGUCUCUGGGGUAUUUCACAAUAUAUUUUCUUUGUAUAAUGUUCUUUACUUAAAGAACAGAAAUAGUUUUUUAUAAAACUUUAAAAAGGAAAAAAAACAGGCAUUUAUAACUGAGGGUAUGAACUUAUAUCCACCAGGUCUCUUGUCCCUGCACUUCAUUUUCUUUGGAAGAAAAUGAUGUCUAAAGAACAAUAUAGAGGCAUUUUUACAUACGUAUUUAAAUGAAAAGGAAAAUCGUGGUUUCUUAAAUUGAUAAGGAUUAAGAAUAUUUUAUUAUAAAUAUAAUAUAUGAUUUUUUAACCUGUUUUGUUGCCUCAUAUGCUGUCAGGUUAAUUUGUUUUCCUUUGUGCCAGAGGUGGGGAGGAAGGCACUCUGUCUGCUGGGUAAAUGCCUAAAUUCACUCACCUUCAUGGUUUGGGGGCAGCAUGGUCAUUGUGGAUAUUGGUUUUGUGGAGUUGAGGGAACUUAGGAUAUAAGUUCACUCCCUCUAUUUUUCUUUGUGAUUCAGUUUUUCAAAAAUCUUUUUUUCUUCCCUUUCUCCCCAAUGUGGAAAUUACAAAUCAAAGGCCUUUUUCUUUAAUGUAAAGUGUAUUUAUUUAAAAAAAAUACAAAAUAAACUACAAGUCUGUCUUUGUU